This is a messenger RNA of Monopterus albus (swamp eel), 2051 nucleotides long. RefSeq names its product NOP9 nucleolar protein (gene nop9). The record is from RefSeq and is a predicted model, not a curated record. NCBI's taxonomy places the organism in Eukaryota, Metazoa, Chordata, Actinopteri, Synbranchiformes, Synbranchidae. Gene Ontology annotation, cellular component: nucleolus; preribosome, small subunit precursor; 90S preribosome. Gene Ontology annotation, biological process: endonucleolytic cleavage in ITS1 to separate SSU-rRNA from 5.8S rRNA and LSU-rRNA from tricistronic rRNA transcript (SSU-rRNA, 5.8S rRNA, LSU-rRNA); endonucleolytic cleavage to generate mature 5'-end of SSU-rRNA from (SSU-rRNA, 5.8S rRNA, LSU-rRNA); ribosomal small subunit export from nucleus. Gene Ontology annotation, molecular function: RNA binding.
CCAGAGGGCAGUAUGGUUACGGCUAUGUCAACAGCCCUACUACGUCAUCACAACGCGUCAACAAAAUAUUUCACACUCUGUUUCCUAUUUCAGACAGAAGAUUACGUCAGACAACCUCUUCAACGAGAUCCAGACGUUCUUCUGAUAACCUGCAUGUUGUGACGUCUGAGCUAUGUUGUCAAAAGUGGAGGAAAGGAAGUCAAAGAAAGGUGGGGGAGGAAAGAAGAGGAAACAUCCUGGUGAUGAUGGGGAAGAAGGAGAAAGAAAGAAGAGGGGAGGUGAAGAAGGAGGAAAGGGCUGCAGAGAUGGUGGCAAGAAGCGCCUGGAUGCUCUGAGUGUGGGCUAUUUCCGCAGAGUUGGGGAAAGACUCAGUGAAGGCUUUGAAGAUAAUGAGGAAAGAGAGAUGUUUGUGGAGAAUGUCCUCUCAGAAGUGAAAGGCAAAGCGACCCUGGUGGCGACGGACCAGACCGGAAGCAUCACUCUGCAGCAGCUGCUUCCACUGGUGGGGGAGGUGCUGGCUGAAUUGGGUGGAAACUCCGGCUCAGAGUUUAAGACAGUUUCUUGUGACCGGUGUGGUGGCCAUGUAGUGGAGACCGCAGUCAGGCAGGCGUCCAGGUGGAUGGAGUUGUCACAGAAUGAGCCAUCUGCAACCAGAGAAGAAGAUGAGGAGGAGAGCUGUGGAGUGCUGGAGGCCCAGGUGUUGUCUUUAAGUCAGGUUGUCAGAGACAACAUUGCAGAGUUCAUCAAACACGCUCACGGCUCCCAUGUGGUCCGCACACUCUUAAAUGUGUUGGCAGGCUGUCUUGGACCACCACGCACCAAGGCUCAUCCAGGUGCAAAAGAGCGCAGUGUUGCUCCUCAGCUGACAGACUUUGAGAUUCCCACAUCAUUUUGGUACGAGCUGAAAAGCCUUACAGAGACCUUGAUGGAGAAUGUUAACUUGAGUGUGACAGAUGCUGCUGCCAGUGCAGUGUUCCAGACCAUGUUGACUGUGUGUCACAGAAAGCGGCCCAAGCUCUGCAAACAACUCCUCAAAGGCAUCAUGGAGUAUCUAACAAGUCGUGGCGCUGCUCCAGGACUUAGUCCCCUUCUGGUCUUUCUAAAGGACCAGGCCUCCAGUCACCUUAUUGAGAUGAUCAUACAGCUAUCCCACAAGCCCCUCCUCUGCAACCUGUACAAGAACCAUCUCAGAGGUCACCUGGUUGACUUAGCCCUCCACCCAAUCGCCAACUUCCCCAUACAGAGGCUGACUGCUGCCUUGGCCAAAUAUAAACUGUUUCUGAGGUUAUUUGAUGAGCUGGUCCAAGGUGUGGAGGCUAUUUUGGCUGCAGGUCACAUGGGGGUGGUUGUCCAACUGGCAGAGAGCUGUGCAGAAAGUGGAGAGAGACAGGAGGAGUUGAUGCAGUGCCUCCUGCAUGCGUUCCACUGCGCUAAGCCUGGUUCCCGACAAAUGAGCUGCCUCCCUCUCUUCAUGUCCCUGCUCGCCUUUGAGGUGUACUACCACUCUGACACAGCAGAGGGCGACACGCAGACAGAGGUCCCGCUGUCCUCCAUCUGUUACCAUGGCUCCCGGCUGGUCCAGGCACUGGCCAGGUUCAAGGAGCACUCUGUCCUCCUCAGCAGCCUGCGCACUCUGAGCCCCGCUGACCUCCUGACGCUGGCUUCUGACCCUGCGGGGAGCCACGUCCUCCAGGCCCUCAUCACCACAUCCAGCAACAAGGGCAGGGGCAAGAUCCUCAAGAGACUGGAGGGUCAAUAUGUUCAAAUGGCCUGCUCCCGAUUAGGCAGUCGGGUGUUGGAAGCCAUAUGGAACAGUGCCUCAGUCAGUCAGAGGCAAAGCAUUGCACAGGAACUAGUUGCAAGUGAGAGCCAGCUGAGGUCUGAUCAGUUUGCUCGCCACGUGUGGGCCAAAUUUGCUCUCUCCCACUUUGUACAUAGAAGAGCCCACUGGCAGGAAAUACAGACCGGCGAGUCCAGGAAGCGGAAGAUUUUCAGUGACAUUCUUGAAUGAAAGCAACAUAUUUCUAUAAUCUUUUAUUGUUAUUUGCUAC